Phyllostomus discolor (pale spear-nosed bat) is the source of this 7266-nucleotide messenger RNA. RefSeq names its product carbohydrate sulfotransferase 1 (gene CHST1). The record is from RefSeq and is a predicted model, not a curated record. The transcript has 6 exons. Gene Ontology annotation, biological process: carbohydrate metabolic process; N-acetylglucosamine metabolic process; keratan sulfate proteoglycan metabolic process. Gene Ontology annotation, molecular function: keratan sulfotransferase activity; N-acetylglucosamine 6-O-sulfotransferase activity. NCBI's taxonomy places the organism in Eukaryota, Metazoa, Chordata, Mammalia, Chiroptera, Phyllostomidae. The coding region runs from base 5210 to 6445 and encodes 411 amino acids. Gene Ontology annotation, cellular component: Golgi membrane.
UACAUAUCUGAGGGACAAGUUUAAUAUCUGGCCUGAGGGAAGGUCCUCAAAUAUUUGUUUUAUUUCCACCACAAAGGAGUUCAGCUGUCUUCAUUCACAAGAGCAAGAAUUCACCUAAAACAGGGCAGGGCUGAGGAAUGAAAGACAUGUAAGUCCUUUUUCUCAAGCAGCUGGAGACCCCUCUGAAGGCUCAGUUCCCUUCCUGUUGUCCUCGGGUGCUGCGAGCUCUCAGGCCUGAUGUUCGGGAAGAAGCCAUCCUCUGCGCGAUGGCUGCCUUGUCAUUGUCCCCCGUGAGACAGGGGAAAUUGAGGAUCGUAGACACAGAUCUUAAAUCAAAACCCAGGCCAUCAAUCUCCCCGAACAGACUGAAAUAACAAGGUGAGUCUUAUGGUCUGGUGUGUUUCACAGUCCGAAAAAUUUGGUAAAUCCUGGCUCUGCUGCUCACCAGCUCUGCAGACCUGGGUCCCUAGAACUUCACAAACUGUUUUUGGGGAGAAAAAGCUGGGAGGGCAGGCAUUUCCCCAGGUCAGGCCUCUGCUGCCCCCUGCAGCCUCGGGACCCCUUUGAGGUCUCACUGUUUUUCAGCAACCCCAGCUGACUGCUGUCCUUAGGGGCCUGCCUGAGCAGGCAGAGCCCCAUUCUGGUGGAAAGGUAGUGACUUUGACCCUGGUGCCUUGGAAAUGGGGGAGGAGAAAGCUGGCUGUCAGUGCCCUGGGGGCAGAAUAGUUGGCACAGGGAAGUGCCAGUGCUGAUUUUGGGGGCCCCACCCUGUCGUUACCUUCCAGUUCUUGCAUGGGUAGCUUCACUCUGUCCCCAAAAGUUAAUAAAUUCAAACUGAACCGAAGAGCUCUGUGUAAACUGUGCCUUCCUUGCAUCCCCAUCUCCUAGCUCCCCUGCUGGGGCUCCUGCAAUUACUGGUUCAGCACAAGUUCUUUCAGUGGUUGUUUGUGUAUAUAUAUAUAUAUAUAUCCAUACACACACACAUUCCUGUUCAAAAACCAGAAAUGGCAGUAUACUAUUAGACACGUGUUUUCUGGCCCUAGCUUUUUUUAGUUACUAAUGUAUCACGGGUGAUGUCUGCGGAACCUUCUCUGAUAGCGUUACCUGCAAAGAAAAUCCUGGGGUUGGGAGAGUGCUACUAGCAGGUUCCUGGACCUCUGAAAGUCCACCCAUGGGUGCCCCUUCUUUCCCCUAGAGGCUUAACUUCUCCAGUUGUGUGUGUAAAAUUGUGGGCACAAAGGGAUCUUUCUGAGAGGAGGGGUUGUGUCUCUCCAAGGGGCCUGUGGCCCAGAAAAGGCAGAGUCACAGCUCUGGGUUGCCUGGGAUUUCACAGAGGGGGUGGGGCAUGAGGGUGAGGGCAGGCGGCGCUGACUCAGCAGAGGGCACAGCCCCUUGUUUCUUGGGCUCGACUGGGCCAGCCAUGGAUCAGGCUGAGGUGGCAGGCUGAGGAGUGCUCCGCCCAUCCCUGGUGUCUUCUUGGAAGAUGACUUCCCACUCCCAAAGAAGGGUCCCUGCCUUCAGCGGGAGUGGCCCUGACUCUGCGAGUGGAGUGUGGGGCCUUCCUGGGCUCAGAAACCCGCUAUGGUCAGACCGGGGAAGCCCUUAGGGUUGCUGGAUCUGUGGAAAAACUGAAACACAGACCCCACGGGGUGAGUGCAAGAUCACUGAGCCAGGGAAAAGCAGAGGCUAUGGGCUGCUCCUGCCUGUGACGUUCAGUUGACUGUUCCUUUCCCCUGCCAGAGCAGAAUGAGACUGGGGAGGAGAAGCCCUCGGGAUGAGGUUUGGCUGCCUGUUGCUGCUUGCCUCUUGGUGUGUGGAUAAGGAAGAGGAGGUGCAUAGAGCAGAAGCCACAGCCAGGGUGGGCGUGUAAUCAUCACACCUCACUGCAUCCUGCAACAUCACCUCCCGCUGGCCGCAUCUUCACACUAAGCAGCCGCCGACCAGCCAGGAAUUCUGAACACAGCAAAGACGCAGGGCUAAAAGGCUGCACUAUAGGAUAUGGCCACUAGAGGGCAUCAGGACAACCACUGCGGUAGUUCAGCAUGAGAAAGUUCGCGGCCUGGGAGACGAGCCAGGGAAGAAGGGGCGGUGGGCAGGGGCUUGCUUGGCAGGGGUCUGGGCACAAUGGUGAGAGAGAGUGUGUGCCAGAGCCAGUGGUGAUUUGUUCUGGGGCAUCUCCCCUAGACAAAAGAGCAAAUAAUACAUUUAAUGAUGGUAACAGUAGGUUACAUUCAUUGAAUGCUUACUCUAGGCUGGACUCCAUUAAUGCAUUAGUCCUCACAACAGCCUUGUUAAAAUUACCACCACUUUUCAGGGGAGAAAUCAGAGGCGAAGAGAGAUUAAGAAACCUGGCCAUCCAGGGGGCUGGUGUCAGAACCCAUGUCCCAGGCAUGAGGCUGCGCCCUGUUCUAUGCCCGGCAUUGACUAAAUGCUUUAAGUCCUCUGAUUCUGUGAUAUACCCACUUUACAUGUGGGGAAACUAAGGCGCAGAGACAGUGAGUCACCCAGGCCCACACACCUGCUAAGUGACAUCUGAGUGGGCGUGGUUCCAUGGCUUGCGCUCUCAGCUCUGAAUUACAGUUCUGCUACGCAGAGGUGCCCCGUCCUCCUGCCCCAUGUGGUGCUCUGUGCCUUAAUAUCAAUGUGGCUGACACUGAAAUCUGAGCUUCCUGCUGUGAGUGGGAGUUCACCAAGUGCUGUGCCUUCCAACAGAAGUUACAGAUUCUGGGCCUCAGAUCUGCCUGGCUUUUGACUAACCAGAGGUGCAGGGAAGCCAUUGCCAGAGGAUGCUUGAAGCUCAGGGAGGGGACCUGGGACUCACAGUCUCGCUUGGAGGUCGAGGGUGUUGAGGAGUCCCUUACAGUGACCAGAGCUCCCCUGGGAACAAUGAGACCUGGCCCCAGGGCCUCUGGUUUUCAGGGCAUAUGCAUCUAGCAUACCAAGAAGGCUUGGCCAGCCCUGGGCCCUGCUCUGCCAGGCUGGCAGGACAGUGGGGACAUUUCUGGGAGGACCCGACUUCCUCCAUCUCCCCGUUCCCAUGCCCUGGCUUUGCCCUUCUCGGGGGAAGGGGAUGGCUGGCCACUGGGCUCUUGAACACAUCCCCCUCCUUGGAACCCAAGCUGCGCCUUACGAAUCUGAGUCCCACUUUCUCAGAGAUUUAUAACAUCGAGAUGCUUCAGGGACUUCUGAUUCAUUGGCCAAGGCAGCAGCUUACAGUCCUGCCUUAAGUUUCUCUGGGUGGGGGUGAGCAGGGACAGUGGAGGGGAGAAACCAAGAUGGUCCCCUCCCUGCAGCAUGCUCCUCUUUAUUCUGCUUUUAGGACUGGAGUCCUGCAGUUAAAUGAAGUCUCUUUGAGGGUUCUGUUUCCCGUAUUGAUGAGGACCAAAGGGGGAGGAGGGUUCAGGGGGAGGGCUUGGACUCCAGAGCACAGUGUCUGGGCUGGAAUCCUGGUUCUGCCCCUUGCUGGAGGUGCGACCUUGGGAAAUUUAUCUGACCUUGCAGAGCCUCAGCUUCCUUCUCUGUAAAAUGGGGAUAUGGUGGCAUCAGUCUUAUGAGGUUGGCAGGAGGGCAAGACCAGCCAAUGCCUGUGAAGGGAGCAUGUGCCUGGGAGAAACAUCGUGAACGCCCAAGAAGCACUCCCCUUUCUUUGUGCUGUUUUACCCAUAGUGCCUGUCUCAUGCUGGGUAGCUGACAGGUGUGAAAAAAGACAAAGCGAGUACAAACAAAUGAAAUGGCAUUGCAACUGAAGUAUAGGGCCCUGAAAUACUAGCUAGCACUGUUAUUGAUGGCGUUCCCGACCUGUUCUUCUAAGGUGUUCAUGUUUGUUUCAGGUUACUCAGGCAGGGCAGGCCUGUGCUCUGCAGGGGAAUGAGAUCGAAAGCAGAGAGGAUGUUCUCUCUGGGUACCUCUUCCACCCCAGCAUCCUCUGCUGCGAUGGGGUGAAGUAGGGGUUCGAUGGGAUGUGAUCUGGGUUGUGUUUUUUUCUCUCUUCACAUGGGAGGUUCCCAAGAAUCUAGACUGUGCCCCUCACCUAUUCCCGGCCACUUGGUAACAUGGUACUGCUUUCCAAAGGUGCUGCGUGGAGUUUCAUCCUGAAAACAGGAUGCCUAAGCCCCAGAGCCUCAGCCGGCCCAUUGCCAGCUCAGCCCAGCCUCUGUGCUGCUCCCCAAGCUGAUGGUGAAGGGGCCAGAGCACUGGCUUGCCAGUCUGACUCAGAGGGAUUUGAGUCUCUGCUACUUCUUAUUUGCUUGCUUAUAUGUGUAUGCCUAGUAUUUGAGGCUCAGUUUCUCCAUCUGAACCAUGCAAAUGAGGAUCCUGACCUCCCAUGGGGGCUUGUGAGGAAUAAUGUGGUGUUGAGAGUUGGGUGGGCAGAGCCAGGCAUUACUGCAGGGUUGGGACAUGAGGACCCCUUUGCCCCACCCCCAGAGAAGUCAUACCCAUAGCACAAUGGGGGAAGACUAUUUGAAAAGCAUGUGGGUUCAGUCCCUCGGCCGUGAGCCAACUGAACAACGUGACCAGGCAGCAAAGGGAAGGAAUAUGCUCUAAGUCCUGGAAAUCACCUGUCCACCCCCAUCUGGUGCCCAGUCCCUCUCACGCCAGUGUACAGAUGGGCUGGGGACAUUAAUUGCGUGCAUGUUUGAAGGCCAAGUACAUGUAAGCUGGAGGAACAGAAAGUCAGAUCUUCGAGAGAGAAGAGUGUGGGCUCUGGACAACCUGCUGGCUGCGGGUUAAAUCAGGUCGCUUUAUCUCUGUGCCUCUGCUGUCCUGCCUGUGGGAUGGAGCUUAUACUGGCUUCCACCUGAAGUUUUUGGGGUGAAUACAUGAGCUCCGAGGUAGAGGGUUUACUUAGCACUUAGGCGGUACUUAGUAGAUACUAACCACAAUAGUGCCGUGAUCUUGGUGUUUUAACUUCGAAUCUGUGGCGAGCAUGACGGUCAGGGAUGCUCCCUGGUCCACUCUUGCUUUGAGUUUCAGGUAGCCUUUCUCUCUCCGGCGUGGCUGGAAGGGGAACCACCUGCCCCGGCUGCCCCUUCCUGGGAGCCUCAGCAUCCCGGCUGUUGCGGCUGAGCUGCAUUUCCACCUGGAGGUGUGAGCCUGCUGGCCACAGGGCUGCCGCGCAGGAGACCUGGUGGCUGUGGACUCCCCAGCUUGGAGCAGCCCUUCUUUGACCUUGGAAGGUGGAGAAGCAGCCCCAUGAAGGUGCCCAGCCAUGCAAUGUUCCUGGAAGGCUGUCCUCCUCCUCGCCCUGGCCUCCAUCGCCAUCCAGUACACGGCCAUCCGCACCUUCACCGCCAAGUCCUUCCACACCUGCCCAGGGCUGGCUGACGCGGGGAUGGCGGAGCGGCUGUGUGAGGAAGGCCCCACUUUCACCUACAACCUCUCCCGCAAGACCCACAUCCUCAUCCUGGCCACCACGCGCAGCGGCUCCUCCUUCGUGGGCCAGCUCUUCAACCAGCACCUGGACGUCUUCUACCUGUUCGAGCCCCUCUACCACGUCCAGAACACGCUCAUCCCCCGCUUCACCCAGGGCAAGAGCCCCGCGGAUCGGCGGGUCAUGCUGGGCGCCAGCCGUGACCUCCUGAGGAGCCUCUAUGACUGUGACCUCCACUUCCUGGAGAACUACAUCAAGCCACCGCCCGUCAACCACACCACCGACAGGAUCUUCCGCCGCGGGGCCAGCCGGGUGCUGUGCUCCAGGCCGGUGUGCGACCCCCCGGGCUCCGCCGACCUGGUGCUGGAGGAAGGGGACUGUGUGCGCAAGUGCGGCCUGCUGAACUUGACGGUGGCCGCCGAGGCCUGUCGUGAGCGCAGCCACGUGGCCAUCAAGACAGUGAGGGUGCCUGAGGUUAAUGACCUGCGGGCCCUGGUGGAAGACCCCCGGUUAAACCUCAAGGUCAUCCAGCUGGUGCGAGACCCCCGCGGCAUUCUGGCUUCCCGCAGCGAGACCUUCCGCGACACGUACCGGCUCUGGCGGCUCUGGUACGGCACCGGGAGGAAACCCUACAACCUGGAUGUGACGCAGCUGACCACGGUGUGCGAGGACUUCUCCAACUCCGUGUCCACCGGCCUCAUGCGGCCCCCGUGGCUCAAAGGCAAGUACAUGCUGGUGCGCUACGAGGACCUGGCCAGGAACCCCAUGAAGAAGACCGAGGAGAUCUACGGGUUCCUGGGCAUCCCCUUGGACAGCCACGUGGCCCGCUGGAUCCAGAACAACACGCAGGGCGACCCCGCCUUGGGCAAGCACAAGUACGGCACCGUGCGCAACUCGGCGGCCACGGCCGAGAAGUGGCGCUUCCGCCUCUCCUACGACAUUGUGGCCUUCGCCCAGAACGCCUGCCAGAGGGUGCUGGCGCAGCUGGGCUACAGGAUGGCCACCUCGGAGGAGGAGCUCAAGAACCCCUCCGUCAGUCUGGUGGAGGAGCGGGACUUCCGCCCUUUCUUGUGACAAGGGCUCCGUGGGUGGGGGCGAGGGGCACCUGGUGUCAGUUUUGAUAAAAUGGACCGUUUCUAACUGUUGCCUUAUCUCCCCCUCCCUCUCCCACACUGUCUUUGUGUCCUUCCGCCCGCCCCACACUUCCUUCUGCCUCUUUGGUCUCUGAAAUUUGCACUAUGUCCUGGACAGGAGUCGCGGGGCAGAAGGGGAGUGAGUGGGGUGCAGCCCCCACCGCACCCCAUUCAGACACACGGACGUUGGGUGUCUGUGUGGAUGGUGACCAUGUUUACAAGCACCGCACUCACACAUUCACCUACGUGCACACACACGGGCGCGCACAAGGGGAGACGCCCCGAACCACACAACUUCCGGAGCGCUCUGAAUGGGCGAGUGGUCAGGGAACGGUAGUUUUGGCCCUGUCUAACUUCUACAAGGUAAGAGGUUAAAAAAGAGGCCACCUCCCUCUAAUUUAUGAAUGGUGUCUAAACCUCCUCACCCUGCUUCCUGCCCCCCAUGCCCACUGCCCCCUUGGGAGCAUAGAAACUGCCCCCUCCCGCCCGCCCUUGCCUGCCCGUGAGCAGGUUUUUACUGUGAGGUGAAUGUGCACCUUGUUUAUUUUUUCCAGACUGUGGCGAUGCUGUUUGUCUGUCUGAGUCUUGUGGCUGCCCCUGGACCAGUAAUGACUGAUAAAUCUUAUGGGUUUCUGAUUGAUCUUGGGGUCCAUCUGUGAUCUUUUCUUUGUGCCAAAAAGAAAAAAAAGAGUGGAUCAGUUUGCUAAAUGAACAUUGAAAUGCUUUAUCUGUGUUUUAUGUAAAUAAAAGAGUGCAAUAAUA